AUGGGCAAUACAAAAAGUUCGUCGAAUAGAAUAGGAAUUAGUAUGAUUAAUCAGAAACGACCUCAACCAAGUGUAAAUAAACAUCAGAAUUUAUCUGAACCAGAUGACCCACGUAGUAAAUGGGCUUUAUCUGAACGAGAUAUUAACUUCCUGUCUUCACAAACCGGUUUAUCACAAGAUGAAAUUCGUAUAUGGCAUGAAAAAUUUUUCCAUGAUAAUCCAGAUGGUCGUCUUGAUCGCAAUGAAUUUCGUAAAUUAUACCGUCUUCUUCGUCAAGAAUGUCCUGAACGUGUAGACAAUAUGUGUGAUCAUGUAUUUCGUGCAUUUGAUGUUGAUGGUAAUGGUUAUGUUGAAUUCGGUGAAUUUUUACUUGGUUUUGCUAUAUGUUCACGUGGUGAUCUUCGAUCACGAUUAGAUUAUGCAUUUGAAUGUUAUGAUUUAGAUUCAAAUGGUUAUAUAACAGAAGAUGAAAUUGAACCAGUUCUUCGAGGAAUGUAUACUUUAUUAGGCAUAAAACAUAUUGAAGAUUAUCCACCGGACAUUGUUGCUAAAGAUUUAAUGACAAAAUUAGAUAUAACUAAAGAUGGACGUGUAACUAAAGAUGAAUUUAUACAUUUUCUUAUGAAAGAAGGAAUGUAUAGAAAUACGGUUAAUCCGUUUCAUUAA
Rotaria sordida is the source of this 666-nucleotide messenger RNA. Lineage: Eukaryota; Metazoa; Rotifera; Eurotatoria; Philodinida; Philodinidae. The record is from the annotation of a GenBank genome assembly.